Pecten maximus is the source of this 2078-nucleotide messenger RNA. Its product is annotated as alpha-glucosidase-like. NCBI's taxonomy places the organism in Eukaryota, Metazoa, Mollusca, Bivalvia, Pectinida, Pectinidae. The transcript has 10 exons. The record is from RefSeq and is a predicted model, not a curated record. Bases 123 to 1799 code for a protein of 558 amino acids. Gene Ontology annotation, biological process: carbohydrate metabolic process.
AUGAACUGAAGAAAGGGAGACAUGUUUGUACCAAAGCCGUAUGCCCAGGUGCCAUCGCCUUGUUCGUCGUUUCCUGCAUAGUCGUAAUUUGCGUGGUGACUUUUGAGGAUGACGCCGUGCGAAUGAAGUUACAAUAUGAUUCGUCCGACCUGGCCUGGUGGAAGACGGCCAUUGUUUAUCAGGUAUAUCCCAGAUCCUUCAAGGACUCGGACGGAGAUGGAGUCGGUGACCUAAGAGGUAUAACACAAAAGCUUGACUACCUGACUGACCUUGGAAUUGGUGCUAUAUGGAUAAGCCCCUUCUACACCUCCCCAAUGAGGGAUUUUGGAUACGAUAUCUCAAACUACACAGAAGUCGAUCCCAUGUUUGGAACAAUGGACGAUUUCAACACUCUGCUGAAAGAGGCAAAAGAGAAAGGUCUGAAGAUAAUCGUUGAUUUUGUUCCUAACCACACCAGCAACGAAAGCAUGUGGUUUCAGGAGAGUAGGAAGGGUCCCAACAACCCUUAUAGUGAUUACUAUAUCUGGAAAGAUGGCGCCAUCCUUCCAAACGGUUCUAGAGGACCUCCGAAUAACUGGCUGAGUGUGUUCGGAGGUUCGGCGUGGAAAUUUGACACAAAACGUGGACAGUAUUAUUACCAUGCGUUCCUGGAAUCACAGGCUGAUCUGAACUACUACAACCCCCAGGUGCUCCAAGAGUUGAAGUCUGCCCUGCGGUUCUGGUUGGACAAGGGAGUUUCCGGAUUUCGUUUGGACGCACUGAAGUUUAUAUUUGAAUCGGAGAACGUAACUCAGAACGAGGCUCUGUUGCCUAAUCAAUAUGAAUGGCAUGAAAACGGACCACAUAAUUUGACCACGAGCUUCCCCCAAAUCUGUGACGUCAUUAAAAGCUGGCGAUCACUGCUUGACGAGUACACUUCUAUUGACCAUGAACCAAAAUUCAUGGCGGAGGAGUCUUAUGGAUUAACGACAGAGGUUCGAAACGCUCACUACAAAUCUGGUGCUAUGCCCUUCAACUUUGCACUUGUAGAAAUUAACUCGACCUGCGGAGGGACAUGUGUUAUGCGGUUAAUUAACAAAGGACUAAGUUCACUUGCAGAUGAUGCCUGGCCUAACUUUCAGGUUGGUAACCACGACAACGGCCGAGUUGCCUCCCGUGUGGGAAAAACUAAAUCGGGUGCCGUGACCAUGCUUCUACUCACACUCCCUGGCACACCUACCUCCUACUACGGCGACGAAAUAGGCAUGCAGGAUGUUUUCUACGCAUUCAAUGAAACACGUGACCCUGCUGGACUCCAUUUCGGAAAAGAAGGAUAUCAGGGUAGGUCACGUGAUCCGGAGAGAUCGCCGAUGCAGUGGUCUAGUGAUAUAAAUGCGGGAUUCUCAACUGGCACGCCAUGGCUCCACGUGCAUAAAGACUUCACUCGAACGAACGUGAAGAUGGAGACUGCAGAUCCCAACUCUUUGCUGAAUUUGUAUCGCACUCUAGCAAAACUCAGGAAGUACCCAUCAUUCCAGAACAGAAAACUCGAUUAUGCUGUAACCAAUGACAACGUUGUGUCUUACAUCAGAGUGGCAAGGGGCUGGACCAAAUACCUCGUUCUGAUCAAUUUCGGUUCAACCGGAAGUACAGAUGAUUAUUCAAAGAGCCCUGUGGAUUCUACUUCCGGUAGAAUAGUUGCAAAGACUAACAAUUUCAAUUCUUCCGAUAUUGAUAUAGGACAUACUAUUUCGUUAACGGAAGUAACGUUACAACCAGGACAAGGACUCGUUGUUGCGGUAUUUUAUCAAGGGAGUUAACCGUAUAACUGUACCCAGAGUUGUCGUUCUUUACACUCGCUGACUGAAUAUCAAAAAAAUCAAAUUGCUUGAUCAGUUCUUUUGAGAGUUCAUACUGUUUGUAUGAUUUACAGGUGUACGAUAAUGUGUACCCUUGUAGGCUUUAGAUGUAUAUUAUCUUAUACUUGUAAGGUCUACAUACAUUUAUAUUGUUAGAGGAAAUAAAAAUAUAAUUAUGUUGGCAAUAUGUGUUUAAUCAUAUUUCAAUAAACAGGUACAAAUUAUUGUACACAAGUGAUA